UUUAUUCCAAUUUUGCGUUAAAUUUUUUAAUAUUUUUGCAUUGCUAAUGCACUCGUUUAAUGUUUAUCAUUAUUUAGCAGUAUAACCAAGGGUUUUUUACAGAAGAGGCCAUUCCAUGUAAAAGCGUUUUAUGCUUUCGUUGUUCAAUACAUAUAUAAACUUUAUAGGCUUUAUAGUUAUACUCCUCAUUGAAACCAGUGAUUUAUAUUUGCUUAUAAUCUGUUUAGAGAUCUUUAGAGGCUUUAGAGAUCUCAUGCAGUUACAUCAUUAAUCAUAAUUUAACGCUCUGCCGCUUUUACACAAUGAUUAGCCAAUGAAUUCUAAUUAUGUAUGCGUAUAUCAUAAUAUUUACACCGUAUCCUAGCAACCCAUGGUUGAACUGCAGGCAAGAUCGAGCGCGUUUGAAUAUAAACUUUAAACGCAUGCGCAAAAUUACAUAUGAUCCGAAAUAUUCAUGUUUGCACCACAAGCCGCAGGAGCAUUUUAGCUGCAUAUAAUCUAACAAAUUUUGCAAAUACAAAGUUGAAAUUGUAAACUGCAACAAGAGGCUGCUAAAGAGUAAAGCGUAAAGAGGUUAAAGAGAGUUACAUCAAGAAUGGAUUAUGCCUGCAAGACUUGUUCGAAGAAGUUCACUCAGUUGAGAAGUUUAAUUCGCCACGAACGCUCUACCCAUGGAGAAAAGAAGUUAUUUAUCUGUGAACAGUGCAAUGAGUCUUUUACACGAAGAGAUGCUGUCAAACGGCAUGAAAAGCGACAUCAAAAGAUCACUACGUAUACCUGUAACAACUGUAGAAAAGAAUUCUACCGUCACGACAAAUUAGUGGAACAUCAAAUUCCUUGUCAAGGAAAUCCCUUAAUACGAAGACCUGAUGAAGAUGAUAGCGGUCCAGUUCCAAAGAAGGCACGAGCUGAUAUUCAAAUUGGAAAAGGGGAAACAGCUAGCCAGGUUGAAGAAAACGACAACAACCCUUGCGGUUCAACAACAGCUUUUGAAGAUUCCUUGAAGAAAAUCGAACUGAGACCACGAAAAAACCAAAAACACGACAUGUCUCAGUUCUUGCGUGUCUCUGUAUGAAAACAGUUAAUCAGCACGAACUGUCUAAUCAACUGGAUGAAGCGAAGCAGAAAAUUGUCCAGUCGCUGGUGUUAUUUCAAAAAGAAGGAAGUGGUUGGAUAUUAGACGAAAUCCUUCAUCUUGACCUUUGCAUGGCCAAGUAUACUCCAGUAAAAGGAUCCAGUUACGUCCCACUACCUAGAACUAUUGCAGGAAAGAAAGCAGUGAUCAACGUUAAGAAUUCCGACAGCAAAUGCUUCAUGUGGGCCGUCCUUGCUGCUCUUCAUCCUAUUCACUGGAAGAAUAACCCGGAAAGAUUACAUCACUAUGAAAAUUUUCAAGAUGAAUUAAAUUUUAAUGUCAAAACCAUCAUAAAGCACGGAUGUUUUACUGCCGCUAUUGCUUUCAUGGAUUUAUCCGCGAAGACUUGCUUCAAGAGCAUGAACCACACUGCUGUCAACAUGCAGCUCAACGCAUCGAACUCCCGACUGAAGAGAAUGCUCAACUGUUCUUUAAAGACUACUAUAAACAGUUGAAAGUUCCGUUUGUGAUUUACGCCGACUUCGAAAGUCUUACCACCAAGAUCAACUCAGUUAAUCCUAAUCCUGAAAAAUCCUCCACUGAAAAAUACCAACACCACCAACCUUGUGGAUUUUCCUACAUUGUUGUAUCCGACCAUGAGAAGUAUUGUAAAGCGCCUGUAGUUUAUCGUGGAGAAGACGCAGUCGACGAAUUUAUGAAGUGUUUAGAAGAAGAGCAGAAAUAUAUUCAAGAGAAACUGGAUUGGAUCGAGCCCAUGCGAAUUGAGAGAGAAGAAGAGCAAGCGUUUCAAGAUGCAGUCCAUUGUCAUAUUUGUGGAUAUGAAUUGGGUUCUGACCGUAUUCGUGACCAUUGUCAUCUUUCUGGAAAGUACCGCGGAGCUGCGCACAACGAUUGCAAUUUGAACUAUAGUUUUACCGGCCGAAUUCCUGUUAUUCUUCACAAUCUACGUGGGUAUGAUUCUCAUCUCAUAAUGCAAGGACUUGGUAAACUCAAAGAGAAGAAGAUCAACUGCAUUCCAAACAACACCGAAAAGUACAUCUCCUUCUCCAUCGAUAAUAUGGAUUAUAUCGACUCCUUACAAUUCAUGAAUGCAUCGUUGGAGAAGCUAGUAUCUAAUCUAGCAAAGGACGGCGUUGAAAAGUUCCCCGUUCUAAAGAAAUAUAUCGACAGCGACAAAAUAUCCCUUCUGCUAAGAAAAGGCAUCUACCCCUACGACUACAUGGAUUGUACAGAGAGAUUCAAUGAACCAACCUUACCAUCGAAGGAAUCCUUCUACAACGUGUUGAACGACGAACAUAUUUCAGACGAAGAUUACGCACACGCGACGAAUGUAUUUAACAAGUUUGCCUGUCGGAACAUGGGUGAUUACCAUGAUCUGUACUUAACGUCGGACGUUCUUCUCCUUGCGGAUGUGUUUGAAAAUUUCCGAAGCGUGUGCCUCAAAGCCUACAACUUGGAUCCCUGCCACUUCUAUACAAGUCCUGGUCUAGCCUGGCAAGCGUGUUUGAAAAUGACUGAAGUCGAACUCGAGCUGCUGACCGAUCCAGACAUGUAUCUAUUCAUCGAAGAAGGUCUUCGCGGUGGAAUUUCAAUGAUUAGCAACCGCUAUGGUAAAGCCAACAAUCCAUACGUUCCCGAUUAUGACCCAGAACAAGAGACCUCCUACGUGAUGUAUCUUGACGCUAACAACCUCUAUGGCUGGGCUAUGUCGCAACCUCUACCCACGGGUGAGUUUGACUGGCUAACCGACCAAGAGAUUGCAGAACUCGACAUCACGGACGUUGCGGACGAUGACGAUGAAGGCUACAUAUUGGAAGUAGACCUACACUAUCCGUCCGAAUUACACGAUCUUCACAACGAUUAUCCUCUAGCACCUGAGAAAAUGAAGAUUUCUUCAGAAAUGUUGUCACCAUACUGCCAGGAUCUGUCGGAAAGUUUGCAACUUCGUGGUGGCGCUGUGUCUAAAUUGGUGCCGAAUCUACAAGACAAGAUCAACUAUGUGGUCCAUUACCGCAAUUUAAAGCAAUACCUGGCACUUGGCAUGAAGUUGACAAAGAUCCACCGCGUUUUGGUAUUCCAACAAAGCCCAUGGUUAAAGACCUACAUCGAUUUCAACACCGAGAAACGAAAACAUGCAGCAAACGACUUCGAGAAAGAUUUCUACAAGUUGAUGAAUAACUCGGUGUUCGGCAAAACCAUGGAGAAUUUGAGAAAGCGCGUUAACGUCAAGCUCGUCAACGAUAAGACGAAACUAUCGAAAUUGAUAGCAUCUCCUUCCUUUGACUACUUCCGCAUAUUCUCAGAGGAGUUGGCAGCUGUCAACAUGAAGAAGACGAAGCUUUACCUAAACCGCCCCAUCUACGUCGGAUUCACCAUCCUGGAUCUCUCCAAAGUACUCAUGUAUCAGUUUCACUACGAGUACAUGAAACCCAAGUAUGAGUACAACGCAAAGUUGUUGUUCACAGACACGGAUAGCCUUUGUUACGAGAUUAAGACCGACGACGUUUAUCAAGACAUGUUGCAAGACAUCGAUCUCUUUGACACAUCCGAAUACGCACGAGACCAUCCACUGCACAGCCUGACGAACAAGAAAGUCCUUGGCAAAAUGAAAGAUGAAACGCAUGGCAUACCCAUCCAAGAGUUUGUUGGUUUGCGACCGAAGAUGUACUCCAUUCUCUAUACCGAAAACGACAAGCAAGUGGAGAAGAAAACGGCUAAAGGAAUAAAGAAGUCCGUCACGAAACGAAAGCUUCGGCACACCAACUACAAGGAAUGUUUGUUUGAUAAGAAACGGACAAUGGCCAGCAUGAAUCAGAUUCGAAGUGAACGCCAUGAAAUCUACUCCAUUAAAUUGAACAAGAUUGGUCUUAGCCCUUAUGACGACAAACGCUAUAUUAUAAACGAUGAGUGA
Molecule: messenger RNA, 4007 nt
Organism: Dendronephthya gigantea
Lineage: Eukaryota; Metazoa; Cnidaria; Anthozoa; Malacalcyonacea; Nephtheidae
Exons: 4
Coding region: 1437-4007 (856 amino acids)
Source: RefSeq, a predicted model, not a curated record